Messenger RNA from Angiostrongylus costaricensis, 375 nucleotides. The record is from the annotation of a GenBank genome assembly. Lineage: Eukaryota; Metazoa; Nematoda; Chromadorea; Rhabditida; Metastrongylidae.
AUGAGUUGUCGCAGUCGAAGGGUACGUGGUGGCGAGGUGGGCGUGGUUUGCGCACAAUAUGGAGGCGGAGUAUCGGCCGUCCGUCCGGCCCGCGUGUACAUCGUUGCUGUGGAGGAGGUCGUAAUGAUGGAAGAGUUCGUGGUAAUGGGUAAGGACGUGGUAGUUGAGGCGGUCUUCGUGCUUGGGAAGGACGGGGUGGUGCAGGAGGUUCUGGCAGUGGAGGAGGUCCUGGCGGUGCAGGGAGGUUGUGGUGGUGGAGGAAGUCUAGUGGUGGAAGAGGUCGUUGCGCUGGAGGAACCCGUUAUGAUGGGUGGUGAUGGUAGUGUUGACAGUCCCACUUUGAUGCACGUUCAGAGUGAUUCUGAUCAGAAUUGA